GUAAACACGACCACUUUCCCUCCAUACUUGCUACUGAACACACCUGAAAAUGGAUUCAGCUCAAAUUUUAAAUAUCUUUAUAAAGGCUGGAGUCCUUCCUGUUGCAAAUAACAAACAUGGUCAAGCAAGAAUGGAUCUUUCCAACAAGAUGUUUCUUUUCCUAAAUUUGUUUCGCAUUUUUCCCCUUAGUGGCUAUCUAUAUUUUAGCAUGAUCAAUCUGAUGGAUGAUCUUAAUCUAAAAACUGUAGUUUCAUUCUUGUUCCGAUCUGUUGGAUUUGUAUCAGGACCUGUGCUAACCCUGAUGCUUUCAUACACUGCACAAAGCCUUGGAGUUUACACACUGACUGGAACAAGCAAGAUGAGUAGAAUUAAUUAUCUUAUCCCUAUUGUGUAUCCUAUAAUUUACAGUUCUGGGAUAGCAGUUAUGGAAAUUCCAGAUGGAAUGCAUUUGAAUACUUUAUUGGAGACUAUUUGCUUUUCAGUUUCUCUAAUUAUUGUACUACUUUAUCUUAUACUUGAUUACGGAAUACUAUUUGUCUCAUGUUUCUUGUGGGUAAAUGAUUUACGGGUAAAAAUUGCCGCUCUGCUCUUCAAGAAGAAUAUUACGAUCGAAGAAUGUGAAGAAAUAUUGCUUCAUUAUAAUACACUGAGAUCUGCAAUAGAAUUAACUGUUCUGGCACUAUUUUCUGUAACUCAGUUUUACUCAAUUACAGCUGCAUACCUAGGAUUUAGUGGUGAUCUCUUCAAUCUUGCCAGUUUUAUACCAGCUCUAAUAGUUACCUUGGUUUUACUAACCGGCAUAAACGUUAUUGAAGAGCUUUACAAUAUGACGGACCAACUUAUGGAGAAAACCAAAGAGGAAGGCCUUGAAAAGGCUUCCUUCAGGGAGAUGUUGAGAUACAAGAAUACAGCUAGCAAGCUUCGUAGAGUUGGACCCUUUACUGGCAUGGGCUUCUUCACACUGGAUAGGAAUACACUUUCAAUUAUGCUGUCCAUUACAGUAACAUAUAUUGUUGUUCUCUUACAGUCAAGUUAGGUGGACAAAAUGGACAGGCCAUUAGAAACCCCCCUCUUUUUAAACUAAUAAUUGUUUAAUAAAUGCUUCUUUUGAGGACUUUUCUGCUCCAAAGUUGCCAACAGAAAUUUACCCAAUCUAAUUAGAAGUUUCGGCUUUAUAUUUUAAAAUGCUUUGUUUAACAGACUGUAAAUUUAAUCUCAUGUUAGAUUCACAAAAGUACCAUUUAAACUCUAUGUCUAAUCAUGAAUUAAUUAAAAAUUAAUGUAUUUGUUUUUGAUAACUGUUUAAUUUUGUUGUUGUUUCUUUGAAAAAGUGGCGUGCCUAUAUUUUGCUUUAGAAACAAUGGAGAAAGUGUCAGAGCUAAACACUUUUCAACUGAGAAAAACAACGUUUUCUUCCACAUAGGUUUCAAGGGUACUGUUGUGAAUAUUUAGGUGGAGGAUCGCUUAGAAUAUCAAUUAACCAGUCCCUUUCAGAAGUCAUUCUUUAAGAAACUUAAAAAAAUGUCCUAAAUUAUCACCAAAACUCUGUUAACAUUUGUAAUUGCAAAACGUAUUGACGAUAAAGAAAAAUUUUUCAACUUUAUUAAUAUAUUCUGGAUAAUGUUUAAAGAAACUGAUGUGAAUCAAUGAUGGCACAUUUGAAUUAGGGUCAGUUUAUUUUUUUCCUGUCAGAUAAAGAUUUAUUUUAUCUAUGAAAAUGGUGAAAAAUUCUUAAGAUUUUUUUGUGGAAACUAUUAACAGCCUAGCUCACAUCCUAGCUUGCAUUUCCUGGUUUAUAUUAAUCAUUUAUUUUUCUUGGAAAACUAUUAAUACGCUUCUUUAUUUACUUUACUUAGAGGGGUUCUACUUCUGGGACUAUAUAUUUGGUAACCAAACACCUGCAUCAAACGGUUAACUUAUAUUACUUGAGCAAAUAUUUGAUUCACAAAACACAUUCAUUUAUAAUUGUAUUUAAAGAAUAAAUUAAUAAAUGCUUAUAUACGCUGGGAACUUUUUGUA
Molecule: messenger RNA, 2019 nt
Organism: Eurytemora carolleeae
Lineage: Eukaryota; Metazoa; Arthropoda; Copepoda; Calanoida; Temoridae
Exons: 3
Coding region: 50-1036 (328 amino acids)
Source: RefSeq, a predicted model, not a curated record